AUGUGUCCUGUGUGGCUAUUGGUGGCUGUGGUGGUUGUGGGCGUGGCCAGAGGAGCUGCGAGUCAAUGCUGGGAGCAUCCGAGCUGUCGGGAGCUGAAGUCUGAAAGCAACAUGAUGGAGUGCAUCCAGCUGUGCCACUCGGACCUCACUGCCGAGACUCCCGUCAUCCCAGGCGACGCCCACCUCCAACCUCUUCCUCUCUCAGACCCCUCGUCCUUCAUCCUUGCUUCCUCCUCCUCGCCUCAGGUCAAGCGUUCCUACUCCAUGGAGCACUUCCGCUGGGGGAAGCCUGUCGGCCGUAAGCGCCGCCCAGUUAAAGUCUACACCUCCAACGGUGUGGAGGAGGAGUCUGCCGAGGUGUUCCCUGGAGAGAUGAGGCGGCGGGACCUGGGUGAGUUACUGACAGCAGCAGAAGAGGAGCAGAAGGAGCAGGAGGUGAUGGAGGAGGCGGAGGAGGAGCAGCAGCAGCUCCUGGGCGGCGUCCAGGCCAAGAAGGACGGUUCCUACAAGAUGAAGCAUUUUCGCUGGAGCGGUCCACCGGCCAGCAAACGCUACGGAGGCUUCAUGAAGAGCUGGGACGAGCGCAGCCAGAGGCCACUGCUCACGCUGUUCAAAAAUGUCAUCAACAAAGAUGGACAGCAGCAGAAGUGA
This is a messenger RNA of Toxotes jaculatrix (banded archerfish), 651 nucleotides long. RefSeq names its product pro-opiomelanocortin-like. The record is from RefSeq and is a predicted model, not a curated record. Gene Ontology annotation, molecular function: neuropeptide hormone activity. The transcript has 2 exons. The coding region runs from base 1 to 651 and encodes 216 amino acids. Lineage: Eukaryota; Metazoa; Chordata; Actinopteri; Toxotidae. Gene Ontology annotation, cellular component: extracellular region. Gene Ontology annotation, biological process: neuropeptide signaling pathway.